Molecule: messenger RNA, 831 nt
Organism: Seminavis robusta
Lineage: Eukaryota; Bacillariophyta; Bacillariophyceae; Naviculales; Naviculaceae
Source: the annotation of a GenBank genome assembly
GUCCUCACGUCCUCACCGAACAAGCUGGGGCCAAGAUCCAUGCAUGCAUGUGUUGGACGCUUGAUGCCAUUCCAGUCGAGUCGAGUCUUCUGGCUACGAAUUAGUUUCGUGGUGUACCGGUAGAGGAUAGAGUCGAGUGACAGUCAGUCGUCUGGCUAGCUAGAUCGAUCAAUCUACAUGAGUUUCAGUUUGAUGGAGCAUUGUACCGUACGUUUGUGUUAGCUUGACUCCAAACAAACUGCUAUAGUAUAGUAGUUGACGAUGAAGAACCCCAAGAAACCCUCCCACAAUGGCGAUGCCGCUGGGCACGCCGAGUUUCGCCGUUGGGUGUACAGCCUGACUCGAUCUCAGCUGUUGAAUGCCAUGGAGUUUUCGGUAUAUGUGGAUAGUAGUAGUGGCGUGAGCCAUGAAUACGAGUUGUUUUUGGAGAUGAUCACCCUCCAGCCACCGCCCUUUUGCCCCAUUCAUCCUCGAGCUGUCCCGUACCCAGUGGCCAGUGGCAAGGCCAAGACAGAUGGUCGGAAUACGGCCGUCAAAAUGCUCAAGAGUCGCAUCCAACAACCCCGAAUAUUCCAGUUUUUGGCCACGUCAAACAGUGCCAAUAACAACAUCAACAACAACAACAAUAAUGGCAGGAGACGCAAUGGGCAGCGAAAAAGGACGGCCCCUGUAGAGCAACGAUUCGAAGUGAUUGCCCGAAAAUUCAUUACCAGUUGGGGUGACGCCUUGAAUAUUGGCUGUACGCAAGAACAACGAAUGGCGGAUGAGCAAAUCAUGAGAGGGACACUGGUCGUCCACGCGGCAAUGGAUGGAUGCGUUUUAAAUGAGUGA